Messenger RNA from Brachypodium distachyon (stiff brome), 1899 nucleotides. RefSeq lists its product as uncharacterized. The transcript has 3 exons. NCBI's taxonomy places the organism in Eukaryota, Viridiplantae, Streptophyta, Magnoliopsida, Poales, Poaceae. Bases 445 to 1515 code for a protein of 356 amino acids. The record is from RefSeq and is a predicted model, not a curated record.
GAAUGAGGAGGAGGAGUAUUUCAGAAGGAAGCCCAUCACCUCCCUGCGCCGGUCCGCUCCUGCUCUGAUUUCGAUGCGCUGCACGCCAAAAACGACGCCUACGCAAGAGAGAGAGAGAGAAACGACGCCGCUGCUGCUGCCACUGCCACUGUACUGGAUGGGGAUGGAUGGAGUGACCAGUGAGUGCAGUGGCAGUGGCAUUUAACUGCGCCUGUGCUCUCCCUAGCUCGCAGGCAGGCUCCAUCUGAGGAGAGGCGGGCCUCGUCGGGCUUUCUAGUUUCUAGCUGCUUCUCAAUCUCAAUCCCUCCUUGUUCCUCACACCAGACCAUCCAUUGCGGGGCGGAGGUCGCUGGAGAGGGAGAGGGACUGCGAGAGCGAUCGAGGUGGGAGAAACAAGAAGGGAGAGAAGGAAUUACUAGUCAGAGCAGCAGGAGGCGGUUGAGGAUGAUGCUGAGGAGGGCGGUGUCUGACCAGGCCGCGGCGGGGGACGAGCUUGAUGUGGCAGCAGGGAAGCCCCGCGGCGCGGCUCUCUUCGCCGCGCCGCGGCUGCUCGUGGGCCUCGGCGCCGCCAAGCCCGGCGACUGCGACUCGACGGCGCGCAGCCCCAAGUCGCCGCUGGACCUCAGGGCCGCCUUCCCCGCGCCCGGCGGCUCGCCGCUCCGGUCCCCGCGCAGGAGCUGGGACUCUCAGCGCGUCGGCCUCGGUGGCCUGGUCGACACCCUCGCCGAGCCCGACGCCGAAGCCAAGACUCGCAUGCUCGGGUCCCUGAUGCGACCGUCCAAGCUCCAAUGCCUCACGAAAUCCUAUAGAAACACUUCCCUGCCGAAAGACUGCGGGCUUGCGCAGCCGGAGUUUGGGGAGAUUGAGGCUGCGGCUGCCGCUGCCGCAGCUGGCGCCGGGGGCAUGUCGGUUCCGUGCACUAGGUUCUACGGGGAUGUGAAGUCUGGUCCAGAGAUCGUCGUCUCCGGUGGUGCUCAGCUCGGGUUCAGUAGCCACUCCACUGACCUUGGCAAGCUCUGGGCGCCUGGGUCGCUGCCGGUGUCGAUUGGUGGUCCGCGCCGGUACAUCGGGUCGGUGUCGGCCACGGAGGUCGAGCAGUCGGAGGACUACACUUGCAUCAUAGCUCACGGUCCCAAUCCAAAGACCAUCCGCAUUUUGGGGGAUUGCAUCUUGGAACCCUGCACUGCUCGUGUGCGUGAUGGCAAGUGUGAGGGGAUCGAUGAGGUGGAGGAAGGAGCUGGAGCUGAGUCCUACUGGCUGGUGAAGUGUUCCGAUGACACUGGCGAGGAGGAGUCCAGCCGCUUCUGCUCAUGUUGCAAGAAGAACCUGGAUGGCAAGGAAUCUUGCGUUUAUUGUGGUGAGAAUGGAUUUUCUGGUGGCAACUGCAGGGACCAAGAAAUUCUAAAUGAAGGGGAGCAUGAGAACAAGACGGUCUCCUCUCCCAACUCAUCCGGCCCAUCUUCACCGUUCCACGAGGAUGACAUCUUCAUCGAUGGAAUGGUCGUGUUUACAUGAUCUAUGUCUCCUCAGAUACCUGAUCAGUGCACCAAGCUCCGGAGCCAAUAAUGUAAGUCACAGUCGUCGUCGCCACCGAUCACCACCGCCUCCAUAGUUAGGUUGCUGGUUUUUGUAAGUUCUGUUUCAGCAGUUGAGAAAUUGGGUGGCAUUAGUGGCUCAUUGAUGGAUUGGAAGCUGUUUGUAGCUCGGCUUAUAGAAGAAGAAAAAAUAGAGGCUGCCUGCCUUUAGCCCCGUUGUUUUGGUCCUAAGGCUGUUGGCCACUGCCAGAUCCUUUUCUUAAUUCUCUUUUCUUUGGCUCCCUCUUGGUAGCGAUGACAAUGUCUACCUGAUGUAAGUUUGGACAAGUUCAUGAGAGUAAUGGCAUUGAGCUGCUUUGCUAAA